AUGCCCUCCUUGUCUUCCGUUGUGAAGAGUUCCUUAGAAUGGGCGGGGACCACGUGUUAUGACGCUUCGUUGAAUGGACCUCCCAAAGAUCAGCGGGGGUCACACCCUGAUAAUGAAGACCGCAAGCAGAUCCUACAUCUUAAGAUGCGCAAUGCGGUAUCAUAUAGCGAAUGGAAAGACUGUGCCAGCCAACUCGAUGAGCUGGAGGGUAAUAAUACCUGGAAGCAAACGUUUGAAUGUUCCGAAUACAAUCCCUGCCUUGUCAGGGAACGUCUGAAUCAGCUGGAAGAGGCUCGGAUAAGUUGUGAUAUCAGUCGUAUGCUGUUCCUCAUCCGCACCUCCCUCAGCCGUGAUCUAGGAGACAUGAGCAAUGCUGCUCUGUACAAAUAUUCGCAUGUCGGCACGAAAGAACUUAUUGAUCGCUAUAUCACGACGGCAGUCGAUACCAUCUCCACAUUGGUAGACCUUUCAGUAAAGGGUCGAUGUGAUGGAGCAGAAAUGAGAUAUAUUCUCGAACAGCUUCUAGAAGCAAGACAGGCCUUCGGCCGGAGCGCUUUGCUGCUUUCCGGGGGCGGCGCUUUUGGAAUGUCACACAUCGGUGUCCUGAAAACCCUCUGGGAGAAUAAUCUGAUGCCUCGUAUCAUCUCGGGUGCCUCCGCCGGAAGCGUGAUUGCGGCUUUCUUUUGCUGUCACACCGAAGACGAGCUCCCGGAGGUUAUGGAAAAAUACAUGACCAGAGAUAUGUACGUUUUCAAUGAGCCUGGUCAAGAGGAAAAUAUUCUCCAGAUGGUCUCUCGCUUUCUCAAGCACGGGUCGCUCAUGGAUAUUUCUCUCCUGGCAGCUAACUUACGGUCAUGGCUGGGCGACAUGACCUUCCAGGAGGCCUAUAACAGAAGCCGGAGGAUCCUUAACAUCUGCGUCUCAUGUGCUGGUAUCUAUGAGCUCCCGAGGCUAUUAAAUUACAUUACUGCCCCCAACGUUUUGAUCUGGUCUGCAGUCGCUGUCUCAUGCUCGGUCCCUUUGGUGUUCACACCACCUGUGCUCAUGGCCAAGGAUCCAAUCACAGGGAUCCCUGUGCCGUGGAAUGGUCUGCAUAAGCAUUAUAUUGAUGGAUCCGUGGACGGAGACCUGCCAAUGAAUCGCUUGUCGGAGAUGUUCAACGUCAACCACUUUAUCGUCUCACAGGUCAAUCCCCACGUAAUCCCAUUCCUCCAGAAGAACGGUUACCCGAGAAGCGACCCAACUGCACUCUCUUCAGAACGAGGAUGGCUUCGUUGGAUACAUCUGAUGACGGAUCUAGCCAAGGAUGAAGUCUUGCAUCGACUGUCAUUGGCAGCCGACAUGGGAAUCUUUCCCAACGCCCUGACCAAAGUUGUAUCUGUUGUGAAUCAGAAAUAUUCUGGAGAUAUCAACAUCUACCCGCAAAUGUCCUACAGCGAUCUCCCGCUGAUAUUGCAAAAUCCCACGGCGGAAUUCCUGAAGAGGGCAAAAGACCGCGGAGAGCAAGCCACAUGGCCUAAUCUCGGCCGUAUCCGGAAUCAUUGUGCUAUAGAAUUAGCACUCGAUAAAGCCAUACAGCAAAUGCGAGCGCGAGUGACCUUUGACUUUAGUCAGAGAGACUUACGAGCAGUCGGCCUUCCUCGCCAGCCGUCUGGGACUUUUCAAGAUAACGGACAUCAACGGCGUUUCUCCAAUCGGAGGGGCUCCCACAGCAACGACGUCGACCAACCCAAGCGGGCAGACGGAACUGAUUCGCAAUCAAGGCCUCCGUUCCGAAGAGCCUGUAGCGCUACAUCACCGGAACCGACGGGGCAUGUCUGCAUCGCAGAACACUCCGAGAGCUCUCUCGAAAGCCAUCUCGGUGACCUGCCGUCUAUGGCGGAGGGGGCAGACCGCAAGGAUGUACCCCACAGAAGUGGUUUAAAACGGCCUGGGACUAUUAAACGAUUGUUUUCCUGGGGCCCAGCGUCGCAUGACCACCAUGACGUGGUGACCUCCAUGCAGACUGGCCGAUCUAUGCCCGAGUCAUCGACUCCCGUUUACUUCAGACGACCCUCCAUUAGCAGUACCCAUCCAUCGUCCUCGGAUGUCGCAAGAUUGUCGCCUCUGGGACAUCCAUUGUAUCCAAAGUUGAACCAGGCCUCACAGCCGCCCCUGCUUCAGAUGACCCGCAACCCCAAAUUCACAUUAUCUGGGAUGCCACCCAGCAGUGUCUCUCAGCUGCAGACCUGCAACAGCGGAUAG
Messenger RNA from Aspergillus terreus NIH2624, 2244 nucleotides. Its product is annotated as putative Patatin family phospholipase. Gene Ontology annotation, biological process: lipid metabolic process. The record is from RefSeq and is a predicted model, not a curated record. Gene Ontology annotation, molecular function: triacylglycerol lipase activity. NCBI's taxonomy places the organism in Eukaryota, Fungi, Ascomycota, Eurotiomycetes, Eurotiales, Aspergillaceae. The transcript is spliced from 3 exons. Bases 1 to 2244 code for a protein of 747 amino acids.